CGACAAAAUUUUGACUGUCACACGGCUUUGCGAUUCUUAGAUCGGCUCUCACGCUCCUUUCGACGACGUGCCCAUACCAGGACGCACCGCCUGUGCCGAUACAUCAACAUACAGCACCGACAAACAGAGCUGUCCACAAUACAGGCCCGAUCACCAUGGCACAAAUCACGCUCAACCCGCCGAAGGUCGACGCUGGCGGUAAGCGUGUGGCCGUCAUGACCUCCGGAGGUGACUCGCCAGGCAUGAGUCCAUUUGUCCGAGCUGUGGUCCGUCAACUACUCGCCGAAGGGUGCACGGCGUAUGCAGUCUAUGAAGGGUACCAAGGACUGGUCGAUGGAGGUGACAUGAUCAAAGAGAUGGCAUGGGAAGAUGUGCGAGGCUGGAGCUCAGAAGGUGGCACACUUAUCGGUACUGCUCGUUGCAAAGCAUUCAUGGAAAGAGCUGGGCGACUGGUCGCUGCGAAUAACAUGAUCGAGAAGGGCAUUGACGCUCUGAUUGUGUGUGGUGGAGAUGGCUCUCUGACUGGAGCGGACAAGUUUCGAGAGGAGUGGCCGAGUCUUUUGGACGAACUCGUAUCCACCGGAAAGCGCAAGGAAGAGGCUAUUGAACGACAUCGCCAUCUGAACAUCGUUGGAGCGGUGGGCUCAAUCGACAAUGAUCUCAGCGGAACGGAUGCCACGAUUGGAUGCUACAGCUCACUGCAGCGUAUAUGUCAGUCGAUCGACUAUAUCGACUCAACAGCCCUUUCUCACCAACGCGCAUUCGUCAUUGAGGUCAUGGGCAGACACUGCGGAUGGCUUGCCAUGGCCUCCGCUGUUAGCUGCGGCGCCGAUUUCGUGUUCACGCCGGAGAAUCCACCCUCAGAAAACUGGCAAGAGGAUAUGUGCAAGGUCAUUAAGAAGCAUCGUGAGAUGGGCAAACGAAAAACGAUUGUAAUUGUUGCUGAAGGUGCUCAUGAUCGCGAUCUCAACCACAUCUCGCCGGACAUGGUCAAAGACCUGCUGUCAGGGACAGUCGGUCUGGACACAAGAGUGACAACGCUCGGGCACGUCCAACGUGGUGGUCCGCCUUGCGCCUACGAUCGAAUGCUUGCUACUUUGCAGGGUGUGGAGGCUGUCAAGGCGGCGCUGGAAGCGACACCGGAGACACCCUCGCCUGUCAUUUGCAUUCUGGAGAACAAGAUUGUCCGCAAAGACUUGAUGGAGGCCAUCAGAUUAACAAAACAAGUUGCAGUAGAUAUCGGCAAGAAAGACUUCGCUGCGGCAAUGAAAGGAAGAGACGCAGAGUUCGAAGAGCUGUUGCAAGCUUUCCGAGUCACCACCGAGGCUGAGAAGGGCGUCUUGCGCAUUCCAGAGGAGAAGCGCAUGCGGAUUGGUAUCAUCCACGUCGGCGCUCCCGCAGGAGGCAUGAACGCAGCCACUCGUGCCGCAGUGGCAUAUUGUCUAAGCCGAGGGCACACCCCUGUCGCGCUACACAACGGAUUCCCUGGCCUGGUUCGCCAUCACGACGACAAGCCAUUGGGAUCUGUGCGAGAAGUAUCAUGGCUUGAUGCCGAGAACUGGGGUUCAAAAGGUGGUUCUGAGAUCGGCACAAAUCGAGAUCUUCCAUCUGAUGAGAGGUGCGGUCUCAAGAAUGUCGCCUUCUGUCUCGAGAAGUACAAGAUCGACGCCCUAUAUAUCCCCAUGGUCGUCCUCCCUGCCACAAUCUCCAACAACGUUCCUGGUACUGAGUUCUCCAUCGGCUCCGACACCUGUCUAAAUGCGCUCAUCGACUACUGCGACUCCAUCAAACAGUCUGCCUCCGCCUCCCGCCGCCGCGUCUUCGUCGUUGAAACGCAAGGCGGCGCAUCUGGCUACAUCGCUACGAUCGCUGGUCUAUGUAUCGGCGCCAUCGCAGUCUACACACCCGAAGAAGGCAUCCACCUCAAUAUGCUGGUCGAAGACAUCAAAUUCCUCAAGGAGCAAUUCGCCAAAGACAUCGGUCAUGCCAAGUCAGGGAAGAUCAUCCUCCGCAACGAAAAGGCCAGCAAAGUCUACUCCACCGAAUUCAUUGCCGAAGCAAUAAAGGAGGAAUCCGGAGGCAAAUUUGACUCCCGCUUUGCGGUUCCCGGCCACGUCCAGCAAGGCGGUACACCUAGUCCGAUGGACCGCGUCCGAGCCGUGCGUUUCGCCAUCAAGUCGCUGCAACAUCUGGAGAGCUUCGCGGGCAAGUCGAAGCAGGAGAUCGCUGACGAUCCGCUUUCGGUGACGGUCAUUGGCAUGAAGGGUGCGCGGGUUAAGGUGAGAGACAUGGAGAAGAUCGAGAGGGAGGAUACGGAUUGGAAGGACCGAAGACCGAAGGAUGAGUUCUGGAUGGCGCUGGUGGAUGUUGUGGAUACGUUGAGUGGGAGGCCGAAGUCGACAAGGUCGCCGAUACCAGGCGGGAGUCCGGCCAUGAAUGGGACGGCGAAAUGA
Messenger RNA from Zymoseptoria tritici IPO323, 2453 nucleotides. It is a transcript of the gene PFK, whose product is annotated as 6-phosphofructokinase. The transcript has 2 exons. Lineage: Eukaryota; Fungi; Ascomycota; Dothideomycetes; Mycosphaerellales; Mycosphaerellaceae. Gene Ontology annotation, biological process: canonical glycolysis; fructose 1,6-bisphosphate metabolic process; fructose 6-phosphate metabolic process. Gene Ontology annotation, cellular component: 6-phosphofructokinase complex; mitochondrion; cytoplasm. The coding region runs from base 156 to 2453 and encodes 765 amino acids. The record is from RefSeq and is a predicted model, not a curated record. Gene Ontology annotation, molecular function: 6-phosphofructokinase activity; fructose-6-phosphate binding; identical protein binding.